CUACAUUGUCACUUUGAAAAUCAAAGACAGCGUAGUGACGUCACAAACUCUAGAAUCUCUAGAGAUACAUCGACUCUGCAGACUGCAAGAGCAACAUCAAUUGACAUAUGAUAUAAGUGAUAGAGCACAGUGAAUAAUCAACAAUGCGAUAAGAAUGAAGCGCGUGUGGCCCGUUAUCGCCCAGUCAUUUACUCUGAAAUGUUACAGCGUACAACCGGCGAGACGUCAAAUCAGCACAAUGGCACAUCCACUAAUUGCAGUAUGCCAAAUGCGAUCGAUAGCUGACAAAGUGAAAAAUCUGGAGGUUGUGAGCGAAUUGGUAGCCGAGGCUAAACGCAGAUCGGUCACGAUAGCAUUUUUUCCUGAAGCUUGCGACUUUUUGGCGGAUAACAAGAAGGACAUCAUCGCCAUGGCUGAACCUUUGACUGGACAGACAGUGGCGUCUUAUAAAGAGAUCGCUGCCAAGAAUGAUAUCUGGUUGUCCUUGGGUGGAAUUCACGAAGCUUCCGAUAAUGUGGAAAAGAUUUACAAUACGCAUAUAUUGAUAAAUAAUGAUGGACAGUUGGUGGCAGCAUACAGAAAGAUACACUUAUUCGACAUGGAUAACAAAGAUACCGGAGUACGCCUGAUGGAAUCGGACUAUGUGCUUAAAGGGACCGAAAUCGUGCCGCCUGUGCCAACACCGAUCGGCAGGCUCGCGCUUAGCAUUUGUUACGACAUGCGGUUUCCCGAGCUGUCGCUAACUUUACGGAACAUGGGAGCGCAGAUUCUCACGUAUCCGUCGGCGUUCACGUAUCAAACCGGUGCCGCGCACUGGGAGGUGAUGCUGCGAGCGCGAGCCGUGGAAAAUCAGUGUUACGUCAUAGCCGCGGCGCAAACCGGCGCGCACAACAAGAAGAGAGUGAGCUGGGGUCAUGCCAUGAUUGUGGAUCCUUGGGGCGCCGUCGUAGCGCAAUGCGCGGAAAAAACGGGUAUAGCUACGGCAGAAAUUGAUCUCGCACUACUGGAAAAAGUCAGGAAAAAUAUGCCGUGCGAGGAACACCGUCGCACGGAUCUGUACUCCAAAAUGGAGUGUCAAAAGUUCACUUAAUACAAAGAGUUUAAUAAGUAAAUAAGUGAUUGUAAUUAAAUGAUUUUAAAACAGAUUUGUAUAUUCAGUGGAACCCGACAUAAAAAUCUAGAAUAAAAUAAUAUAUUAUCUUUAUCAA
This is a messenger RNA of Wasmannia auropunctata (little fire ant), 1208 nucleotides long. RefSeq names its product nitrilase homolog 1 (gene NitFhit). Gene Ontology annotation, molecular function: bis(5'-adenosyl)-triphosphatase activity; hydrolase activity, acting on carbon-nitrogen (but not peptide) bonds, in linear amides. Lineage: Eukaryota; Metazoa; Arthropoda; Insecta; Hymenoptera; Formicidae. The transcript has 6 exons. The coding region runs from base 155 to 1090 and encodes 311 amino acids. The record is from RefSeq and is a predicted model, not a curated record. Gene Ontology annotation, biological process: nucleobase-containing compound metabolic process.